AUGAGGAAGAGACAGGCUUGCCGGUGGAUUGUGGCCACACUCCUGGCAGGAUGCUGGCUCUGCAAUGGAAAGGAGCCCAACUUCUGUGGCACAGUGGCGCUACCGUCGUGGGGAGCGACUGUGACGUAUGGCGGCCGAAGCCUCCCGGGGCGGCUUCCUCGUAGAGUCCGCGAGCGAAGGCGACAAGCUCCGGAUGGGAGCGCAGAUGGCGAGGCCAGACGGCUGACGUCUCAAAUCACAAAGGCUGGCUCGGCUUCAGAGCUGCUUUCGCUUUUGGACAAGCCGGUGGAGAACGCGAAGCUCUUCAACGGCUUCCACAUGUCUGCCGCCUGGACAACCCUUGCUCGAUUCAAGAAGAGGCGCCAGUUUCGUAAGGCGGAUGCGAGAAGCCCUGUGUGGGCCAAGCUGUCUGUCCGGUUGCAUAAGAUGCUCCAGGACGAUCUGCUGCCACCGCGUGUGGCGGCCAACGUUUUCUAUUCAGUGGGCAAGCUCUAUGACGAGGUAGACAUGCACAUGAUGCAGGUGUUGCCAAAGCUUUGCAAAGCCGUGAGGGCGAAAACUGGUGGCAUGAAUGCUCAACAGAUCUCAAAUUGCAUGCUGGCAGCGGUGAGUCUCCAAGAUGCAUCGCCAGAGGUGCUGGAUGCCGUGCCAGCACUUGCAAAGCGCAUACCGGACAAGGUUGAGGAGAUGAUUCCUCAGGCUCUGUCCAACUGCCUGUGGGCAGCUGCCAACCUCCAAGAUGCAUCGCCAGAGGUGCUGGAUGCCGUGCCAGCACUUGCAAAGCGCAUACCGGACAAGGUUGAGGAGAUGAUUCCUCAGGCUCUGUCCAACUGCCUGUGGGCAGCUGCGAAGCUGCAAGAUGCAUCGCCAGAGGUGCUCGAUGCCGUGCCAGCACUUGCAAAGCGCAUACCGGACAAGGUUGAGGAGAUGAAUCCUCAGGAUCUUUCCAACAACUUGUGGGCAGCUGCCAACCUCCAAGAUGCAUCGCCAGAGGUGCUGGAUGCCGUGCCAGCACUUGCAAAGCGCAUACCGGACCUGGUUGAGGAGAUGAUUCCUCAGCACUUGUCCAACUGCCUGUGGGCAGCUGCGAAUCUCCAAGAUGCAUCGCCAGAGGUGCUGGAUGCCGUGCCAGCACUUGCCAGGCGCAUACCGGACAAGGUUGAGGAGAUGAAACCUCAAGAGUUGUCCAACUGCCUGUGGGCAGCUGCGAAUCUCCAAGAUGCAUCGCCAGAGGUGCUGGAUGCCGUGCCAGCACUUGCAAAGCGCAUACCGGACAAGGUUGAGGAGAUGAUUCCUCAGGCUCUGUCCAACUGCCUGUGGGCAGCUGCGAAGCUGCAAGAUGCAUCGCCAGAGGUGCUCGAUGCCGUGCCAGCACUUGCAAAGCGCAUACCGGACAAGGUUGAGGAGAUGAAUCCUCAGGAUCUUUCCAACAACUUGUGGGCAGCUGCCAACCUCCAAGAUGCAUCGCCAGAGGUGCUGGAUGCCGUGCCAGCACUUGCAAAGCGCAUACCGGACAAGGUUGAGGAGAUGAAUCCUCAGGAUCUUUCCAACAACUUGUGGGCAGCUGCCAACCUCCAAGAUGCAUCGCCAGAGGUGCUGGAUGCCGUGCCAGCACUUGCAAAGCGCAUACCGGACCUGGUUGAGGAGAUGAUUCCUCAGCACUUGUCCAACUGCCUGUGGGCAGCUGCGAAUCUCCAAGAUGCAUCGCCAGAGGUGCUGGAUGCCGUGCCAGCACUUGCCAGGCGCAUACCGGACAAGGAGCUGCAGAAGCCCGAGUUGGUUGCCAAGCUGCAAGCGAAACUCGACCGGCGGCAGCACUGA
Symbiodinium sp. CCMP2592 is the source of this 1821-nucleotide messenger RNA. The record is from the annotation of a GenBank genome assembly. NCBI's taxonomy places the organism in Eukaryota, Dinophyceae, Suessiales, Symbiodiniaceae.